AUGGCAGCGAUACGGACUAUAUGUCAAUCGACACGUUGGUAUCAUCGUUUUUGCCUUCGCCAUGUGGCUAGCAAUUUCAAUCAACAAAUUGGGAAUAAAAACUUGAAGGCUAUGGUAAUGUGGGCAGGCAUGGAGAAUCAGUUACGAAAGUAUCAAAUCACCAGGGAUAGAAUUACUCAAUUAAGUGCAGAUGGUGAGAAGUAUUUAAGGGAAAUGCCGGUAGAAAAGUGGACGUUAGCAUACGAUGGUGGACAUCGUUAUGGGGCAAUGACCACAAACUUGUCUGAAAGCUUCAAUGGAAUUCUAAAGAGUGCUAGAAAUCUGCCCAUAACUGCAUUAGUUGAACUUACAUACUAUCGUUGUGUCGCCUACUUUGCCGAUCGGUAUACUAAGGCAUGUGCAGAGGUUACUGCCGGUGAACGCAUUACGGCCUAUGCAAAGAAUAAAUUCAAUAAAUGGGAAAAAAAGGCACCAAAGCAUUCAGUUACGGUGUUCAGUCAUGAAGAUGGUCUGUUUGAAGUCAGAACACCAAUAAACCCUAACUCUGCAUAUAGGGGUAAUCAUCGUCAUGAGGUAAAUUUGAGGCAGAACACUUGUAGUUGUCAAAAAUGGCAGGUUUAUAAGAUUCCGUGCUCACAUGUCAUUACUGUGUGUAAAUAUCAAGGCAUCUCUGCAAUGCGAUAUAUCGACCGUUGCUACCAUUUGGAAGAACAAAUUGCUUGUUAUGCACCUAGAUUUCGCAUAGUUCCGGACAGUGUACAUUGGAAUGAGCCUAAUUUCCCGGUCUUGUAUCCUAAUGUCAAGCUGCGCCGUGAAAAAGGUCGACCAAGAACAACUCGGCUUCGAAAUGAAAUGGACGAAGGGGCAGAGCAUCAACCAAGGCCAUUGUGCAGUCUUUGUAGGCAAGAAGGCCAUAAUAGAAGAACAUGCCCCACUUGA
This is a messenger RNA of Quercus lobata, 939 nucleotides long. RefSeq lists its product as uncharacterized. The record is from RefSeq and is a predicted model, not a curated record. The transcript has a single exon. Gene Ontology annotation, molecular function: zinc ion binding. The coding region runs from base 1 to 939 and encodes 312 amino acids. NCBI's taxonomy places the organism in Eukaryota, Viridiplantae, Streptophyta, Magnoliopsida, Fagales, Fagaceae.